AAGGUGUCCUACGGGUAAGUAGGUCCCAAAUGGUAGACAUUAAGUCAAUUCUCAUUAGAAAGCAAAAUCAUUGGGUUCUAAUCCUAAUAGUUCUAAUGGUGGAGAAGUCUUUUAAUAGGCCCUCACAUCAGUAAAAACAUAUUCAAACUCGAGAUACAUUAAUUAGACCUAUAACGCUGAAACACUUCUACUGUAAAUAGGUCAGCUGAAGUGUUCAGUUCUGUGAGCCGUUUGAUAAGCCUGUAGUCCUCUCCUCUCGGGUUUGGCGUGGAGAAAAUGAACGUGCUUUGCUUUAAACCGUUACUGAGUCCUGCUGAACACUAUCGAUUGCGCUGUUGUGUCCAGCCGGUUGUAAACUCGGCCUGGGGUCGAGGGGGGAUGGGCCGAGUAAAAUGUAGUCGCUUGCAGCGCUGCUCAACAAUUCAGCAGCUUCAAACGGCCCUCCAAACCCCCCACCACCUAAAACACAAAUCACGAGUCUCUCACUCCUUGGCGCCAUCCCAAAGGAGCUGUAGGCCAAUGAGAGCGCGGCGGGGGCGGGGCUCUACCCGAAGGGGAGGGUCCUUGUGGAGCUACACGUACCUGCAGAGCCGAGGGGACUUUAAAUCACAAUCCUUCAGUGCUGCACAGUAACGGCUAACUUUGUGCGCGUGGUGGGGUUUGAGAUUCGCUCCUAGACCGUGAACACGUUUCUGGUCCCUCUGGGGCUCGUAUAUCAGCUUUUCUCUCGGUUUUGACUCUGAAACGCCGCGAUGUCCACGGUUCAGUUUUCCAGCAGCAGCCGCAGUGUUUUGGGGACACUGGCCUCCUCCUCCUCCUCCAGGAGCUCCCCUCUGAUCCGCAGGGACACGCCGCCGCCGCACGCCAGAGUCUGCCGAAGCCUUUUCGGACCGGUGGACCACGAAGAGCUGAACCGCGAGAUGAAGGAGAAGCUCCGUGAGAUCGCCGAGCGCGACCAGAGGAGGUGGAACUUCAACUUCGGCACCGGAGUGCCGCUGCUCGGGGAGUACGAGUGGGAGGAAACGCCUGGAGAAACCUCGCCCGCUUUCUACCAGGAGUGCGUGCGAGUGGGCAAGAGGAGCAGGGCUGAGAGGGCGAGCCAGACACCCGCAAAACGGCCCAGAGAAGAAGAGGAGGACUCUGACUCUAACAGAAGAGAGAGUGAGAGCUUUAGGGAGCUCCGCGCUGAUCUACCAGAGAGAACAGCCCCGGAGAAGAAGAGCUCAGGCAGCAGCAGCCCCUCAGGAAGACUGACCUGCAGGGGCGUCCUGAGGAAAAGACCCUCCUCAGCGCUGAACGCGACCCUCAUUACAGACUUUUAUGUAAAGCGAAGGAACAGCGGCGGAGCGACGCGCUGCGAAAGUAUCAGCCGAAAGUCCCUCCCUCCGGCCGCGGAGGAGCAAACGCCCCGAAAACGGAUCAGAUGAAGGUCUCUGCAGAGCUGCUGUUCGGGAGAAAGAGGGGACUUCUCUGCCCUCCGUAGCCGGAAAAUCCAGAGGACGUUGAGUGAAUGAAGGAAGGAGCUUCUUCGCGUGACAAGCCAAAUAUGAGUCAGCCUCAGGACUGUUACAGUGAAGUCCAUCGGUCCCCGCGUGAGAAACUGCGGAAGAAAUGUAGCAAAACUGUGGUUCUUUAAUAGGAUUGUUACAGACAGUGAAAUCAGUGGUCUGUGUGACUAACCACCUAACCCACACCUGUAGCUCAGGUUCGUUUGUUGUAGGCCACACUGUGUCCUUUGGCCUGCUGGUUUCCACACUGUGUUCAUAAUGGUGAUAUCACCCAGGUGUGUUUAAUUUGAUGUCCUUGAGGUUUUUCUGCAGGGAGCCUGAGCGUUGAAAUGUGAAAUUCUUGAGUUGGUUUUCUACUUACACGUAACUGAAUGUAAUCCAGCCAUUUUUUACAGUUAAAAACCCCCCACAAGAGCAUCAAAGAGUGUUUCUUGAAGGAAUGUUAACAGAAGUGUGUCCUGCUGUUCAAGCGUGACCAUCUUGUUUGUAGUUCUCUGUUCAGAUUAAUUUCAUUUUUAAUAUUCAACUGCAAAUUUCUUAAAACCGGUUGACCAAGUCCUUGUAGGGGGUCUUUAUUAGUUAACAAUUGCGUAUGUACAGCCCAGAGAGAACACGACAACUUUCUCACAAGAUCUGAAGGUAAAACUGCUUGAACAAAGCUUAUUUCACUUCGACCGAGGCUAGUUAUCUACAUUGGUGAAACAAGUAAAGCUUUAAAAAAAGAGAGAGACAGAGACAGAAGGCCUUUGGGCCAACCGUUUGUUGUUUUUGUAAAUAUGCACAAUAUAUUGUAAAGAACGUUUUAACUUAAUUUAUUUAUGUUUCCAUGUCUCUUGUUUAAUUUUUCUUUGUGUUUGCAAUCAGAAUUGUAGCCUAGCUUUUCGAUGUAGCAUUCACCCUGAAAACAGGGUCCAUCAUGCUUCUGAGCCAUUUUGUCGCUGUUGUCAACUAUGUUUCACAAAUAAAUUUUGUAAGAUAACA
This is a messenger RNA of Colossoma macropomum (tambaqui), 2489 nucleotides long. RefSeq names its product cyclin-dependent kinase inhibitor 1Cb (gene cdkn1cb). Gene Ontology annotation, cellular component: nucleus. Bases 753 to 1427 code for a protein of 224 amino acids. NCBI's taxonomy places the organism in Eukaryota, Metazoa, Chordata, Actinopteri, Characiformes, Serrasalmidae. The transcript has 3 exons. Gene Ontology annotation, molecular function: cyclin-dependent protein serine/threonine kinase inhibitor activity. Gene Ontology annotation, biological process: regulation of cell cycle. The record is from RefSeq and is a predicted model, not a curated record.